CGACUUCAUCGCACAUACCAUGUCCUUUGCGCCCACGCUCUUCAGUGACAAUGGCAAGGCACUGCCCCUAGCCAACACGGGCGAAGUGUUCAUUCUGGAGCGACCGUCGAUCGCGUUCCAGUGCCUUGUCGACGGACAUAAGUUCAAGGCCACCGGUCGCAUCUACAUAACGACUCAGCGACUGGUGUUUUGCGCCGACAAGGCUGCAACGCAGCACGGCCGGUUCUUUCAAGCCUUUGAAAUCCCACUGGAUAACAUUGCGGACGACAAGUUCAACCAGCCAAUGUUUGGCUCGUGCAACAUUUCUGGCGACGUCUUCCCGGUGGGCACGGACGAAGGGGACGUGGCGACGCCGAUCGAGUGGCGUGUUUCGUUCCCGAACGGUGGCACAGGCACGUUCUUGCCCAUCUUUCUUCGCCUCAUGGAGCACAAGAAGCAUGCGGGGCUUGUCGACGAGGCGUUUGCAGAGAAGCAGCGCAAGGCGUACGUGGACCCGAACGACCCAACGGUCAUCUAUGUUUCGCAGCCCGUACGCCCGCGUGGUAAAGACACUGUCUGAAAUCGAAGACAAAGACAAGCAUAUUUCUGGCGCAACUACCACCUACCUUCGAUAUCUUGCCCCAAAC
Messenger RNA from Saprolegnia parasitica CBS 223.65, 626 nucleotides. RefSeq lists its product as hypothetical. Bases 20 to 559 code for a protein of 179 amino acids. Lineage: Eukaryota; Oomycota; Saprolegniomycetes; Saprolegniales; Saprolegniaceae. The transcript has 5 exons. The record is from RefSeq and is a predicted model, not a curated record. Gene Ontology annotation, biological process: positive regulation of DNA-templated transcription. Gene Ontology annotation, cellular component: nucleus. Gene Ontology annotation, molecular function: chromatin DNA binding; transcription coactivator activity.